This is a messenger RNA of Ectocarpus siliculosus, 979 nucleotides long. NCBI's taxonomy places the organism in Eukaryota, Phaeophyceae, Ectocarpales, Ectocarpaceae. The record is from the annotation of a GenBank genome assembly.
CUCGCUCCCAGCAGCACAUGACAGGGGAGGCAAAGAAGACCAACAAGUGAAGACAACAACAAACCUCGUCGUGCCGUACACAAUGGGCAUUUUUAUGAGGAUUAGUGUUCUAUCCUUCCUCCUGGCCGAGGUGAUCUCGUCAGGUACCACGUUCACCUUCUUUAGGGAGCCUAGCGCCUCGGUUGUAAGGCGGUAUUUGGAGCGACAGGACACAGAGCAAAGCCCGGUCAACCAUGCGUUUGCAGGGUUUUCCGACAUUGCAGCCGCCGGUGGCGAUGCCGCUGUCCCUCCUCCGCCGCCACAAGGAUUCCAAGAGAGAACAGUAAGGGCGCACCUUGGGAGCGGCAAGGAGACAUAUGCGCGAGGCCGGGAAGCACUUCUGCGGUGGCAGAUGCACGAAGGAUCCUCGUGGGCGAGAAUAUUUCUCGGGCAGAGGCCUCCACGACCCGCGUUGCAGCGAAACCUGGUGACAAUCGCCAAGGCUUGCGCCGGGCUAGUCUGGUGCAUCAAUCCAUGCCAAGUCCUCUACGAACGGAACGAUGUAGCUCUCCGGUUUAUUGCACCACCCGGGGCAGACGCAAACAGAUCUCUUGACGACGGAGAAGCGCGUCCAGUAGAAAACACAAAGCGCGUGAUGGGGGGUGGCGGGGGGGCGCUUUGGGCGGGUAAACGACCCACCUCUGCUCCGAGUUGGGCUUCGUUCUUGCCGGGCGUGAAACACAAGGGGCGGCAAUCGGCUGUGGCGUAUGCGACAAAAAUGGGGCACCUCAUUCAGGGGGAAGAAAGGAUGCGCGUACUUCAUUUCUGCGGUCCGGGGGGUGAUGAUUCGGUGUGGUUCGAGGUCUACUCGGUGUCCCGAGGAGCCGGUCUCGUGGGAGGGCUUGUCUUCCCCUUUGUUCAGUCGAUGCAAAGGAGAUUUUUCCGGGAGCAGGCCGAAACAAUGAAGCGCGUUGUCAAUUCUUCAUCUGGCCUCCCCUAG